AAAACAGAAAUACAACUUAUUUAUACAAUUAACUGGGAAAAAGGCGUUUGAAAAUCCUUUUCUAUACAAGUUUUCGAAAAAGUAACAACUUCCAAUGCUUUAAGACAAAGUCUUGAUCAUCGUCUUGGCAUUUUCUGCUCCAAAAAUCCGCCAAAAUGAUGGAACUAUCCUUGAACCGAUGUGACUACUUGCAGGUUGGGGUCACAUCGCCUAAAACUAUGAAGCUGUUGUCGUCUGGGGGCAAGAGAAGCACGCAAAAGGUUGCUAUUGCUGACAAUGAUGGUGUAUUAACCUGCUUUGGUAUGAAGAAAAAGACAUCACAGAUUGUUUUCAAGACACUGCCAACCUCACCUAUAACACGGCUUUGCCUGGGUGGACUAGAUGGUCCCUCAGUAGAUAAAAUAUUUGUCACAUCAGGUGCUGAAGUGAGAGGCUAUACCAAGAAAGGAAAGCAGUUCCUAGGCUUUGAUACCAAUCUGACCGAAAGCAUACAGUCCAUGCAUGUUUAUGAAGCAGAUCUUUUUCUGUGUGGCAAUUAUAUCUACAAUCACUACAAAGAUUGCAAGGAUGAAAACUACUUUCUCUCAGGAGAUAAAAUCAAUGAUGUUAUUACCCUACCUCCAAAAAGAAAUGGUGAGCAGUUUCCUAUACUUGCUUGUCAAGACAGAGUUCUCAGGGUGUUGCAGGAUUCAGAUUUGUUGUACGAGGUAGAAGUUGCUGGUCCUCCUCUUGUGUUGGCUCUUGGAAAUGGCAAUGGAGGUGCAAGCAGAGAGGAUGUCAUCUAUGGAACAUCAGAUGGCAAGAUAGGACUGGUGCAGAUAGGAAGAAAUGCACCCAGUCACAAGUGGGAGAUUGCCAAUGAGAAGAGGAAUGGAAGUGUUCUGGCACUUGAGAUGUAUGACAUGACAGCGGAUGGUGUUGCCGAUGUUCUAAUUGGCCGUGAUGAUGGUCUUGUGGAAGUGUUUGGUUUUGACGAGAUGGAAGAACCUGUUCAAAGAUACUCACAGGCAUUAAGUGAGAGUGUGACAUCAAUCUGUGGAGGAUGUGUAAACACUGGUGGCUAUGAUGAAGUAGUAGUGGGUACCUAUGCUGGAUGGGUGGUAGGACUGACUACAGAACCUCAGCAGAAGGAAGCAGGACCUAGUGUUGCAGAGCAAGAACCAGUCAGUGACGAAGCACAGGCAAAAAUCAAUAGCUUGAGAGAGGAUAUUGAGAUGCUUCAACAGCAAGUGCUCAAAGAAAGAGAAAAGUAUCAGUACACUGCUCAGUCGUCAUCAGCAUUAUCAGCAAUCCCACAGUUUGCAAUCAAUGAUAGAUUUGCACUUAACAGAGAUGAUGCUAGCUACACCUUGAGCAUUGAAGUACAGAUACCUAUUGAUAAUGUUUUAUUACAGAGUGAUGUUCCUAUUGAUCUUCUGGAUGUUGACAAAAAUUCUGCUGUGGUGAGCUACAGUGCUUGCGACGUGGAAAAUGGCAACUAUCUUUUGGCAACUUACAGAUGUCAAGCCAAUACAACUAGACUGGAACUCAAGAUACGCUCCAUAGAAGGACAGUUUGGGACACUACAAGCAUACAUCACACCACGUAUUCAACCAAAGACAUGUCAAGUCAGACAAUAUCCUAUCAAACCCCUCUCUCUUCACCAGCGUACACAUGUGUUUAAUGAGGACAAACCAAUGAAUUCCCUCAAGCUGACUGGUCAGUUCAGCUUAGCCGAAGUUCACUCAUGGGUUUGCUUCUGCCUUCCAGAGGUUCCUGAAAGGACACCGGCUGGUGAUCAAGUGACUUUUCAUUUUCUUUCUACCUUUCUGGACACCCAGCUUGACUGUACUUACAGGAAAGGAGAGGCUGUCUUCAGGUCUGACAACAUCUCUACCAUCUCUAUUCUCAAGGAUGUACUGACUAAGGAAGCUACAAAACGGAAAAUCAACUUGAAUAUAUCUUAUGAUUUGAGUGAAGAGUCUGUGGUUCAUACUCUAAAUCUCAUUCAUCCUAAAUUGGAAUACCAGUUAUUGUUGGCAAAGAAGGUGCAGCUUAUUGAUGCUCUUAAGGAACUACAAGUACAUGAGAAUGACCUCUCUUUUUUUGCCCCUGAGUACCAAUCUAUUUUAGAGGAAGCAGAUAAAUUACAAGCAGAAUACAAAAAGCAGCCAUGUCAUCUUGAACGACUAUAUGGGAUGAUCACAGAUCUGUAUAUUGACAAGUUCAAAUUCAAGGGAAUGAAUGUGAAAAACAAAGUCCCAAUGUUGCUGGAGAUUCUCGAUAACUAUGAUUUACAGAACCUAUGUAACUUCUUUGAAUCCUGAUUUGAAACUGGUAAAUAGUGAGGAAAUUGAAUCUCUGUCAGUGUUUGUAGACUUUCCCUGGAUUCAAGACAGAACUGACAAAGAAAAAUAAACAAACAAAUAAUAGAAAGAAUAAAAGGGAG
Actinia tenebrosa (Australian red waratah sea anemone) is the source of this 2428-nucleotide messenger RNA. RefSeq names its product BBSome complex member BBS7. Gene Ontology annotation, cellular component: axoneme; neuron projection; membrane. Gene Ontology annotation, biological process: intracellular protein localization; non-motile cilium assembly; intracellular transport. The record is from RefSeq and is a predicted model, not a curated record. Lineage: Eukaryota; Metazoa; Cnidaria; Anthozoa; Actiniaria; Actiniidae.